Messenger RNA from Hydractinia symbiolongicarpus, 3449 nucleotides. RefSeq names its product leucine-rich repeat protein soc-2 homolog. The transcript has 21 exons. The record is from RefSeq and is a predicted model, not a curated record. Gene Ontology annotation, molecular function: protein binding. NCBI's taxonomy places the organism in Eukaryota, Metazoa, Cnidaria, Hydrozoa, Anthoathecata, Hydractiniidae. Bases 206 to 1975 code for a protein of 589 amino acids.
UAAAGUUGCUGCAUAUUUUUAUUGUACAUAUCUUCAAACAGUACUUUAAUUGUUCAGACAUGCUGUCUAUAGCAUAUCAAAAUGUUUUAUGCUUUGAUACAUAAGAUUGUAUUAUUUGCUGGAGAUAAUAAGUUAAAGAUUGAAGAUCUAAUUUAUUUUAUUUUACAGACGCAUAAUUAUGUAAGCAUUUAUUCACUUUUUGAAUAUGUCGAAAUCACACCCAUUGAAAUCACACCCACAUGAAGACGAUCAAUUUAGCUUGCUCGACACAGCUACACAGGCAGUAUCAUUAGAAGAUGAGGAUGAGGGUUGUCAUUCAGGCGAUGGGAGCCCUGUUAAAGAUCCAGCAACCAUUACCGGAGCAUUCAUAGAUACAAAGGGACGUGAAGGAAAUAGGCGUGUCAAAAUAGAAGUUGAACAAAAAAUUUACAAAGCAACCCUUAAAAAGAAAUCUGCAAAAGGAGAUAAAGAAAAUAGUUCUGUGAUAAAAGAAUUGGCAAAAUGUCAAAAAGAUGGAGAGCGGGUAUUAAAUCUCUCUAAACUUGGAAUAAAAGAAUUGCCAAAAGAAGCCACAAAGCUUACAGCAUUGACUGAAUUGUUUUUAUACGGCAACAAAAUAUCAUAUUUGCCUCCAGAUAUUGGACUUCUUGUGAAUGUGCAAACUAUUGCGUUAAGUGAAAACAGUCUAUCAACGUUACCAGAGGAAAUAAUACAUUGUAGAAAAUUGCGAAUGCUGGAUUUACGACAUAACAAAAUUAAGGAGGUGCCAAGUGUUCUGUAUAAGCUGAAGUCUCUUCAACACUUGUUACUAAGGUUUAAUCGCCUCGCUUAUGUUGAACCACACAUUGGAAACUUGUCACAACUCACCAUGUUAAGCUUGCGAGAAAAUCGUUUGAGAGAACUUCCGUCCACAAUAGGGAAAUUGAUAUAUCUGGUGACGUUAGAUGUAGCACACAAUCAUUUGGAGCAUCUUCCAAAAGAAAUUGGAGAAUGUCGUCAAAUGAGCACUCUAGACCUCCAACACAACGAGUUAGUGGAUUUACCUGAUACAAUUGGAAACCUAAAGUCACUAACUAGACUGGGAUUAAGAUACAAUCAGUUAUCAGCUUUGCCUAAAUCAAUAUGUAAGUGCUCACUGUUGAAAGAUAUAAAUGUUGAGGGAAACAAUCUUACACAUUUACCACCUGGAUUUUUACUUGCAUGUAAGUCAUCAGACUCGCUGACUUUGUCAAGAAAUAGUUUUGAAGCUUUUCCUUCAGAUGGACCAAAACAAUUUGCAUCGAUUAUGACGCUCAGCUUUGAGCACAAUAAACUAUCAAAAAUACCCUUUGGUGCUUUUUCGAAAGCCCAGUAUUUGACAAAGCUAGAUUUGAAGGAUAACGAGUUGACUGCAUUGCCAUUAGAUUUUGGUAGUUGGGCAACUUUGGAUGAAUUAAAUUUGGGCACGAAUAAAUUGACUGUUAUACCAGAUGAUAUCAAAUGGCUUGUAAACAUCGAGGUUCUGACGUUAAGUAAUAACCAACUAAGGAGAAUACCUCGAUGUAUUGGAAAUUUGAGAAAGCUAAGAAUAUUGGACUUGGACGAAAACAACAUUGAAUGUCUUCCAAACGAGAUCGAGUAUUUAAAGAAUUUAGAGAAGUUGUUGCUCCAAUCAAACAGGUUGACAACAUUGCCAAAAACUAUUGGGCAUUUAAACAGCUUACAAUACUUGAGCGUAGGAGAAAACGAUUUGACAUUUCUACCUGCUGAAAUCGGUACCUUGGAAUGUCUCGCACAGCUGUUUAUAAAUGAUAACAUCAACUUACACGCGCUCCCGUACGAACUAGUGUUAUGUCCUUCAUUGCAAAUUAUGAAUAUCGAUGGGUGUCCAUUAACCACUCUCCCCCCAGAGAUCGUUGCAGGAGGCCCUUCUAUUGUUAUCCAGUACUUAAGGCUGGAGGGACCAUAUAGCGGAAUGACUGGUUCGCCAACUUAAAUUUUACAUAUUAAAAUGGUGCUGGUGGUUGCUAUGGUGAACAAACACGCCGACGGUACGCUGGAUUUAUGAAAAUUUAUCAGAUUCAUCUUUCUAGUCACGAUGCGCUACUGGCUUGUACUUCUGAUAGUUCUUUUAUAGCAAUGAUAUUUUACGGAAUGCAUCAUUGGGCUUGCGCAUGCGCAAGUUAAGGUAUAGUUGCGUUGGGUUGAUUUUUUUUUCCGUUUGAAAUCAAUCGAGGAAAACGUAUUCUGUCUCGCGCUUGUCUGUUGUACUUUUUACUUGUCUAUUAUACAAUUUCAAAUACGCUUGAUAAUCGCUUUGCGUGUGCAUUAGAUAAAACAGUCUGUGUGUUAGCCUGAUCAAAUUUUGUAGUGUCGUGUAACAGAGGCACGAAAACCUUAAAAAAUGCUUUAAUUUUUUGUGAUAUAUAAAUAUGAAUGAAAUUGUGUGUGUUAAAAUUUUGAAGGUCAAGUGAUGUGUAUUUUCGUCGAGGUCAUGUGUUGUCGUGUACUCUAUGUUCCGUUAAAUGUUUUCAAUUUCUCGCUGGUUAUAAUAAGAAUUAAUUAUUGCUACCUAGAUUUUUAGUGAUUAGUUCCCAGUCUUUCUUUAACGUAGGCUUUACUAUAGUUUUUAGGUUACUUCUUUAAAAAAUCUACUUUGAUCCUGAUAUCUGUUAAAACCCAGUGAAAAUUACAAUUUUUGAACAGUAAAAAGGGAAAUGGUCUUUCUUAGUUAUUUGUAGUUUAAUUAAAUUUCUAUAUUUUAUUAUCUUUUACUAAUGACGUUUUUAUACUUACAAAAUAGUUGUUUGAUUUCGUGUAGAUAUAACACAGAACUUUUAUGUGUUACUUGCUACAAAUAGCAUGGUAUUUUUUAUUUUAAAUUUUUAAUACUUUUAUUUAUACUUUCAACAUAAUAUCGACUUUUUUCUACUAACUAUCAAUAUGUCAUUUUAUCGUCAAGUCAUGGCCCACCCUGCGCGUUGAAUUGAAAGAACUUUAACAAGAUGCCCAAUGACUUGGUGAUUACAUACACGAAAGGGAAUCCACUUUGCUUUAUUUAGAAAAAUGAUACCGCAAGUAGCGAGACGCACGCAAUGCGGUAAACCCGUGGAUUUUCCACGGGCCACCGACUAGUCUAUCUAAUCUCGCUCAGUGUAAAUUUAAUUUUAGAUUACACGUGUUAAUGAAUUUUAAGUGUGGUCAUGGCUUUAAGAAUUUGACAUGUAUUCUUUCGUUUAUAUUCGAUAAUAGGACUGAAUUUAGGCAACCUCGUUACCAGUCUCAGUUACUGUUAUUUUAACGACAUGGUGACGAGUUGUGGUGUCGGUUUUUUCGUAACAAUUUUCUACGAAAUGUAGAGUAGUGUUAACUUGUUACCAGUCCCCUCUUUCCAGCAUAAAAAAUGCUGCUAAAAAGGGACUGGUGCGAGAUAUUUGUAUAUAUUUAACUGAAGAAAUAAUAAGAACGAC